Molecule: messenger RNA, 3039 nt
Organism: Carya illinoinensis
Lineage: Eukaryota; Viridiplantae; Streptophyta; Magnoliopsida; Fagales; Juglandaceae
Product: disease resistance protein Roq1-like
Exons: 8
Coding region: 247-3039 (930 amino acids)
Biological process (GO): defense response; signal transduction
Molecular function (GO): ADP binding
Source: RefSeq, a predicted model, not a curated record
CACGCCAGAUUAAAAAGCAAAAAAAAAGGUUCUGCAUGUGCACUUCCACUUCUUCCCAUUUCAAUAACCUUUUGACUACACAAACCGAAGGUUGAUGCUGUCUACCUUGAACUUUCCAUCUCAGGUUGACCACUACUACUAGUACUCCAUACAUGGCUAUCCUCAUUGUUCUUCUCAUUGUCUAAGCCCGCAAUUACCAAUAUUUCCUUCCACAAUUAAGCUUCUAAAUCUCUCGCAUUUGCAUUCAUGGCUACUCAAACACCCUCUUCAUCUUCUUCCGAACAUACUAAGAAGAGAAAAAGAGACAAUUCAUCUUGUUCAUCUACUUCCGAACAUACUAAGAAGAGAAAAAGAGGCAAUUCAUCUUGUUCGGAAGAGCAUGAAAAAAUCAUAACCUCUUCCCCAACUUCUUCCUCGAAGUCGACGCCUAGAUGGAAAUAUGAAGUUUUCCUUAGUUUCUAUGGCAAAGACACUCGCAUGAGCUUUACGGAUCAUCUAUAUGUUGAUUUAAAACGGAAAGGUAUUCUCGUCUUUAGGGAUGAUGAAGUCAAGCGAGGAAAAUGCAUUUCUCAACAGCUUUCGCAAGCAAUUCAAGAAUCCCAAUAUGCCAUAGUCAUUUUUUCAACAAAUUAUGCUUCUUCCAAAUGGUGCCUUAGGGAACUUGCUGAGAUUGUUGAAUGGGAGGAAAAGAAGAAUCUCACAAUUAUUCCUAUUUUCUACCAUGUGGAUCCUUCAGAUGUAAGAAAUCAAAGAGGGACUUUUAAUGAAGCUUUUGCCGCACAUGAAAAAGAUCCCAAGGUAGACAUCAAAGAGAUUGAUACGUGGAGAAAUGCUUGCAUAAAAGUCGGUAAUCUUGCCGGAGAGCACAUAAAGGGGGACAGGUACGAAUCAACAAUUAUACAAGAAAUCGGUAGACGUAUGUCUCAUGAGUUGAAUUCUAGAUUCUCACGUCAUGAUUACGAUAAACUUGUUGCAAUAGACUCCCACAGAAUGAUAGAGUUAUUGUAUAGGGAAUCGGAUGAUGUUCGCAUUAUAGGAAUUUUUGGGAUCGGCGGCAUGGGUAAGAGAAACAUGUCUAGAAUAAUUUAUGAUAGAGUUUCUAAUUGUCGAUUUGAAAGAAGAAGCUCUAUUUCUUGUAUUAGAGAAGAAUCUAAAGAUCGUGGUCUAGCUUCUUUACAAAAACAACUUCUUUCUAUGAGCAUAGAAGAAGAAAUACAAAUAUGGGAUCAAAAGCACGGAGAUCGGAUGAGAAAGAAGAUGUUGCGUAAUAAAAAGGUUUUUAUUGUCCUCGAUGAUGUGGAUAGUGACGACCAACUAACGGCAUUAGCAGGGGAUCGGAAAUGGUUUGGUCCAGGGAGUCGGGUGAUCAUAACAUGCAGAGAUAGUCAUCUAUUGAGAACAUAUGAAGUGAAUCCUAUCUAUAAGGUUGAGCAGCUUGAAAUAGAAGAAGCUUUGCAACUCUUUAGUUUGUCAGCCUUCAAGGAAACCCAUCCAAUAGAGGAUUACAUGGAUCUAUCUAUGGAUUUUGUAAAUUAUGCUCAAGGCCUUCCUUUGGCUCUUAAAGUUUUGGGUUCCUUGUUAUUUGGGAGAAAAAUAGAUGCAUGGAAAAGUGAGAAAGAUAAACUAAAAGCAAUUCCUGAUCCAAAAAUUAUGGAUGUACUUCAAAUAAGUUUUGAUGGGCUGCAGGAAUUGCAAAAAGAGUUAUUUCUGGAUCUGGCGUGUUUGUUCCGAGGACAACAUAAGGUGGAUAACAAAUUUUAUGAUGACAUGGCAGAAAGUUUUGGUCAUUAUCGCAUUGAUGUUGACGUUCUCAUUGAGAAGUCCCUCUUAAGCAAAUCAGAAUACGGAUUGUUGUCCAUGCAUGAUUUGCUAAAAGAAAUGGGCCAGGAAAUAGUUCAGCGUGAAUGCCCUCAAGAACCAGGAAAACGUAGUAGAAUGUUUCUUUUGGAGGAUCUCUAUCAAGUAUUGAAGAAUGAUGCUGGAAUUGAUGCAAUUAAAGGCAUAGCUGUGUAUUCUUGUCUUGAAAUGAAACAGAGACUCAAUGCCAAAGCAUUGUCAAGAAUGAGAAAAUUGAGAUUUUUUAAAUUCCAUCAGUCUCCAUCUAUAAAAUGGCAUGGAAAACCUUUAAAAUACAUGCAAACCAAUGAGUUGCGAUUCAUAGAGUGGUUUGGAUAUCAUUUGAAAUCAUGGCCGAGCAAUUUCCAACCAAAAAAUCUUACUGUACUAAGGAUGUAUAAUAGCCAGAUCAAACAAUUAUGGAAGGGGUCAAUGGAUUUAGACAAUUUGAAGGAAUUAGAUCUGAGUGAUUCUGAGAACUUGAUUGAAACACCAGAUUUGAGUGGAGCCCCAAAUCUUGAGAUAAUAUACUUCAAAAAUUGUAGAAGUUUGUGUGAGGUCCACCCAUCCAUCAAUGAGCUCAAACGAUUAGAAGAUUUAAGAAUGUCUGGUACCGGAAUCAAACAGCUAUGGAAGGGGACGUUGGUGGUUUUACAAAAUUUGAAGAUCUUAGAUCUGAGUUAUUGUAAGAACUUGAUUGAAAUACCAGAUCUGACAGGAGCUCAAAAUCUAGAGGGAAUAAACUUUACAGGUUGUACAAGCUUGUGUGAGGUCCACCCAUCCAUCAAAGUGCUCAAACAAAUACAAACAAUAAUAAUGGUUGGCAUUGGAAUCAAACAACUAUGGAAGGGAACGUUGGUGGUUUUACACAAUUUGAAGAUCUUAGAACUGAGUUAUUGUAAGAACUUGAUCGAAACACCAGAUUUGACAGGAGCCCAAAAUCUUGAGGAAAUAUACCUUACAGGUUGUACAAACUUGUGUGAGGUCCACCCAUCCAUCAAAGUGCUCAAACAAAUACAAAAAAUAAUGAUGAUUGGCACUGGAAUCAAGCAAAUAUGGACGGGGACGUUGGUGAUUUUGAUGCAGAGAUCGAGAAGGAGGAGGAGGCUGAGCCCGAGGAGGCGGCUCCAUAUUCAGAGCAAGAUUUACUACCUUAAGAGUGACAUUGAAGUUAUCUCUUUAAACGAGACACUCAGGAUAUAG